GCAGCGGGCCGGGCUCCGGUUAGACGCAUCUCCCGACACUUCCGCACUCCUUAAGUUUCAAGUGAAAUCACGCAGGCUGGGAGAGCAGAGGAAAAGGCAGAUGCUGCCACCCGUGCCGCGAUAAACUCAGCCCGGCCCUUCUCGCCACAGUCCCGCCGCCGAGCGCCCUAGCCAGGUCCCGGCGGAUGCGAAGCACGGGGGCGGUGCGAGCCCUCCCAGCGCCCGCCCGCCCCCUGCCCUUUGCCCCCGCCGGUGUCCCAGCGCUUCCUGUUCCCAACCACGUGGGCAGCGGGAUGGCGGGCGGCGCGGCGGGCGAGGCGCAGUGCCUCAGCUACACGGGAUGCAACUUCCUGCGGCAGCGCCUGGUGCUGGCCACGCUCAGCGGGCGCCCGCUGAAGAUCCGCAAGAUCCGUGCCAAGGAGGAGGACCCCGGACUCCGCGAUUUUGAAGCAAGUUUUAUUCGCCUGAUUGACAAAGUGACCAAUGGCUCACGCAUUGAAAUAAACCAAACAGGUACUACCUUGUAUUAUCAGCCUGGUCUUCUGUAUGGAGGCUCACUGGAACAUGACUGCAGCCCCAGCCGUGGUAUUGGCUACUACUUGGAAAGUCUGCUCUGCUUGGCACCUUUCAUGAAGCAUCCAUUGAAGAUUGUCUUGAGGGGAGUAACAAAUGAUCAAGUAGAUCCUUCGGUUGAUGUCCUUAAGGCAACAGCUCUACCCCUUCUGAAGAAGUUUGGAAUUGAUGGUGAAAGUCUGGAAAUCAAGAUCAACCGAAGAGGAAUGCCUCCCAAAGGGGGUGGAGAGAUACUGUUUUCUUGCCCAGUGAGAAAGGUCUUGCAGCCUGUUCAGUUCACAGACCCUGGAAAAAUCAAGCGCAUCAGAGGAACUGCAUACUCUGUCCGAGUGUCACCACAGAUGGCAAACAGAAUGGUGGAAUCUGCAAGGGGCAUCCUGAAUAAAUUCCUCCCAGACAUCUAUAUCUACACAGACCAUAUGAAGGGGGUCAGCUCUGGAAAAUCACCAGGUUUUGGCAUGUGCCUUACUGCAGAAACCAUCAACGGCGCUAUUCUCAGUGCUGAGCUAGCCUCAAACCCUCAGGGCCAGGGAGCAGCUGUGCUUCCUGAGGAGCUGGGCCAGAAUUGUGCUAAGCUGCUGCUUGAGGAGGUCUACAGAGGAGGCUGUGUAGAUUCAACAAAUCAGAGCCUUGCUCUGCUCCUUAUGACCCUUGGACAGCGAGAUGUUUCCAAAGUCCUGUUGGGACCUCUGUCUCCGUACACAAUUGAGUUUCUGCGACACCUCAGAAGCUUCUUCCAGAUCAUGUUUAAAAUUGAAACAAAGACCGCUGAAGAAGAGCACAUGGGCGGGGAGAAAGUCUUAAUGACAUGUGUUGGCAUUGGAUUUUGCAACCUCAGUAAAACUAUAAGAUAAAAAACAUCUACAGACUCCAUGAAAGACAGAAAAUGCUGCAAAGAUCUAAUAAACCCUACCUGUCUCUGUACUUACUCUGGCGUAGGGAGACGUGAUGAUUCCAGUGCGGGGUUACCCAAGCUCACUGCAUGUAAACAAUAAAGCUGACUUCAGACUAUUUCAAUCUGUGCUAUUUAUAAAUGCAGUGCCAGUAUUCUGUGCUGCUUGGAGUGGCUCUCUGGAGUCUCAGCUGACUUGGGACUCUUUGCACUGUAUUCCACUGAAUGGGACACAAGUGCCUCAUGUCACUGUGCUCUCAGGCCUUAAUGAGGUGAGUGCUCUGGUUUUGUGUAUUUACUGCUUUCACUCGUAGCUUUUUCUGAAAGGUUUAGAUAGAGAGGGAAAACAAAAACAAGCUUUGCAUUGCGAAACAAAUGAUCACAACGGAAAUAUUAGAUUAUUGAGGUAAUUGCAGAGAUAAUAUUGGCAUGAAAAUUAAAAGUAUGGCAGCAA
Molecule: messenger RNA, 1919 nt
Organism: Motacilla alba alba
Lineage: Eukaryota; Metazoa; Chordata; Aves; Passeriformes; Motacillidae
Gene: RCL1
Product: RNA terminal phosphate cyclase like 1
Exons: 9
Coding region: 186-1427 (413 amino acids)
Biological process (GO): endonucleolytic cleavage of tricistronic rRNA transcript (SSU-rRNA, 5.8S rRNA, LSU-rRNA); ribosome biogenesis
Cellular component (GO): nucleolus
Molecular function (GO): RNA endonuclease activity
Source: RefSeq, a predicted model, not a curated record